UUGUUUCUAAAUAGAGCACAUUUAUUGAAGGUCAAAGGUCAUUCCUUAGUGUGAUCUCGAAUUAUGCCUCCCAAAAAAGCAAAAGGAAAAGGAAAGAAGAAAAAAGGAAAGAAAAAAGAGGGUGGGAAUGGUGAUGAGUUGUCAGUAGUUGAGCUGUACAAGAGGACCAGUCAGGAGGUAGACAGUCUAAAAGCCAGGCUAGCUGAGAGACAAGAGUAUGCCCGGCGGUCCCGAGCAUCAGAGGAGGUUAUGAGGGAGAGGAUGUUGGAGGCACGGUCAAUGGUGGACGAGGAGAAAAUCACAAAGAAAGACAUAUCUUAUGAUAUGACGCGGCAGUACAAGUCAAUGCAGAGUCAGCUGGAGUGUAGGAUAGCCUUCCUGGAGUCGCAAGUCAAGAGGCAGCAGUCUGAACUUGACAAGACACGCGAUGAGCUGCAAAGAGUGACUGAGGAGAGAGACAGUAUCCAACAUCAGAGGGAAGUGGAGGUUGGUAACCUGCUCUCCAAGCUGCAUCUCACGGAGAGGUCGUACGAGGGCAUACUUCACGAUGCACUCGACACACUGGCAGCUAAAAUGGAGGGAGCUAGGGUCCAGUGGAAUUCUGAAUCAGCACUUAUUGAACAACGGGCUCAACAAGUGUUGUUGGAAUUUGGCUGUGGAUACGGGAAGGAGACAUCAGACAUCAAACUAAACUGAUUAUAUGAAUCUACAAUGCAAUGAUAUCACUUAAAUUUUGAUUAUUCAUGCACGUCUGUGUAAUGAUCUUUACCCAUUGUGAA
Molecule: messenger RNA, 779 nt
Organism: Halichondria panicea
Lineage: Eukaryota; Metazoa; Porifera; Demospongiae; Suberitida; Halichondriidae
Product: coiled-coil domain-containing protein 153-like
Exons: 5
Coding region: 64-696 (210 amino acids)
Source: RefSeq, a predicted model, not a curated record